AUGACCUUAUUCGAUGGCUCUUUCCCCUUCUACCCCAAGUCCAAGGCAUCCUUCCCAUUUGAUACAGCUUGGGCUGUGAUCAUCUCUGUGUUCAUCACUGUGCUGGCUACUUUCAUCAUCAUCUGGCCUGGCAUCCAAGGCAAAGGGAGGUCCUUCUGGAUCUUGCGAGUGGUCACCAGCCUCUUCAUCGGAGCAGUGAUUCUCACUGUUAACUUCACCAGGGACUGGGAGACUGGCUGGGUGACAGUGAACACCUCCUAUAAGUCCUUCAGCAAUGCCGUGGUGGACGCGAACAUCGGGCUGCACAUUGGCUUGGCCGGCAUCAAUGUCACGCUAGUGGGAAACCCAGUGAAUCAGAUCAAUGAAACCAUCAGCUACAACGAGCACUUUUCCUGGAGCUUUGGAGAGGACUAUGACCUCAGCUACAGUGAGGGCCUGGAGCGGGGGCUGCCGCGUCCCAUCCUGUACGUGGCAGAGAAAUUCACCCCGAACAGUCCCUGUGGUGUGCAUGCCCAGUACCGCAUUUCCAGCCACUAUGCCUCCCUCACACUGUGGGCAGCCUUCUGCACCUGGCUCAUUUCCAACAUGUUCUUCUCCAUGCCCAUCCUGCUGUACGGGGGCUACAUAUUCAUACUCACGGCGCUGCUGAUGAUCUGCUCGCUGCUCUUCUUCACUGUCGCCAGGCACUUCCCAAUGUGCAACAUCCGGUUUGGUUCAGCCUCCCUGCAGAUCGGUUAUGGGGCAUCUUUCUGGCUGACCUUAGCCACAGGGCUGCUGUGCUUCCUGCUGGGGCUGGCCGUGAUCCUCAUGAAUUUGAUGCAGCCCAAGAAGCUGAAGCUUGUCUUUAAUGUGAGUGAGGGAGAGGGAGAGGAAGAGGAGGAGCAGGAAGUGGGGCCUGCUGAGCAAACCCCGAAAGGCGACAUCCUCAUGGCUCCGCUGGGUGAGAACUGCAAAGUGACAGUGACUGACUUGUGAGGGCCAACCGCUGCCCCUGCCCAGCCUGCAGAAGAGCACCGA
This is a messenger RNA of Alligator sinensis (Chinese alligator), 1017 nucleotides long. Its product is annotated as dual oxidase maturation factor 1. The transcript is spliced from 6 exons. Gene Ontology annotation, biological process: protein transport. NCBI's taxonomy places the organism in Eukaryota, Metazoa, Chordata, Crocodylia, Alligatoridae. Gene Ontology annotation, cellular component: endoplasmic reticulum membrane. The coding region runs from base 1 to 975 and encodes 324 amino acids. The record is from RefSeq and is a predicted model, not a curated record.